AUCUAGAACAAGUCUAGAACCCUAUACCAGGCCACACACUCGAUUAGGCAAUACAAGUCCAAAGUCCUUCACUUAAUUGUGCUCACUGCUCCGACCCCGUGUUACAUGCAUCAAAUCUUUAAAUGUCUGCAUCAAACACUCAUGACACGUCCACGUUGUUGUUGAAGAUAUCAUCUCUACAGGCCGAACUUUCACAUCUCCAACACCGGUAUGAUGCUUUACUUGCCACUAAAGAGCGCGCCGCCGAGAGGUACAAGGUCGACUACAAGAAAUGGCGAACUAUCAAGCAGUGGCUUUGCGAUAGUUCCGAUGGCAAGGAGAUGCAUCCAUUAUUGAAGGAUAGCAACUAUGACGUCUAUCGGAAAGUCUCUAGCAUCGACAAACGACGUAAAUUUGAAGAAAUAGGUCCGGACUUGAGUGCGUUUGACGAGGAGGAGAAGCAGAUGUGCAAGACGCUUCCUGAUGUUUUGGGUAAACAGCAGGAAGUACCAUCAACUCUCCACGCUUCACGUAGAGAAACGACUGUUUCAAUGAAAGUUGGGAUGCAGCCCACCACUCCAUUCGAACCCCUGUUUCCGAUACACGAACACUCUAUUGGCAAAGGUGUCCGAAACGAAGACCUACCCGUCGGCACAUCUGUGUUACAGAGUACCACCUCGCGUCAGGAUCCGCCCAAGAGACGCGGGCGAUAUGCCCAAGCUAUUGAUGCGACCACUAUCAAUUCACGCUUCACUAUAUGCAAAGAACGCAAUCACGGCGUAGACUUCCAGUUUGAUGAAGUGGUCAAGAGCCGCGAGGAGCGAAAAAAGAUGCUUGCUGACGAUUGUGAAUGCUGUCGUGGUUACUAUGAGGGCGUUGGACCGCUGCCCAAGCCCCUCCAGCAACCACUUUGGCGUUCACCCUCUUCAACGCCUACUAAGAAACGCCGGUUAUCCUUUGACAGUCUCUCAGACUGCAAAGAAAACCGUGACGACAUCGAGCACCACAAGAAAGAGAUAUCACGACAUCGGCACCAUUGGUAUCGUGCCAAGACACCACCCGGCUACUGGGACAUUGGUUUCCCUGACACACAAGAGACAACUGACAUCAACCGACGUGCCGCAGAGAUGUAUGCACAGAAACUGUUAGAGGUUGAGAGCGAAGCACGGAGUGGCAAGGGAAGAUAUGUCGAACGGAUAGCAUGAGUAUACAAUACCCCUGGCUGGGCCCUCAGGUAAUAUUGAUAUUAUGGAUAUUUGUCCUCGGGACGAUGGGAAAAACUCGACCCGACAUCACAUACUACACAAAGCGGAAUGGAUCACAAUCUCCCCCAUACUUUGGCUGUUUCCAUGUUAGGAUUUAAUUUUGUUGACGAUAUUAGGCAGGCGUACCAGUCAAGCACUGCGAUCACGAGAAAGUUUG
Molecule: messenger RNA, 1401 nt
Organism: Suillus subalutaceus
Lineage: Eukaryota; Fungi; Basidiomycota; Agaricomycetes; Boletales; Suillaceae
Product: DNA repair protein endonuclease SAE2/CtIP C-terminus-domain-containing protein
Exons: 6
Coding region: 123-1184 (353 amino acids)
Biological process (GO): double-strand break repair via homologous recombination; DNA double-strand break processing involved in repair via single-strand annealing
Cellular component (GO): site of double-strand break
Molecular function (GO): double-stranded DNA binding; single-stranded DNA binding; damaged DNA binding
Source: RefSeq, a predicted model, not a curated record